Messenger RNA from Marasmius oreades (fairy-ring Marasmius), 1026 nucleotides. RefSeq lists its product as uncharacterized. The transcript has 5 exons. The record is from RefSeq and is a predicted model, not a curated record. Lineage: Eukaryota; Fungi; Basidiomycota; Agaricomycetes; Agaricales; Marasmiaceae. The coding region runs from base 1 to 1026 and encodes 341 amino acids.
AUGGAGUCAACCCCUUAUUACCACCAUGACUGUGGUCCUCCUUCAAAUACGCUGGCUAUGGUAUUACCAGUGAAGGAGGACAUUAAUUGGGAGCAAUAUCUCUGCUACCCUACACCGGGGCCGUCACCAACAUCUGGUGAUGAAGACCAACACUUCCAUUAUGGCGCAGAGUCAUCCGAAGACGCCCAUGAACAUGUUCUCGACGAAACCACGACGUCCACCACCUUUUAUCCCGGUGCAAACACAUACCAUACCCCUUCAGAUUUGGUAUGCUUGUCUUCGGACAUGGUUGCCUUUUACGUGCAUUCAGAAUUGCUACUGGCGACCUCCGAUAAUCAUUUUCACUCUCUUCUGGGCGGGAAAAACACAACUCGUCUAACAGUUAUCCACAUUCCUGAACAAUCCCCGAUCCUAAAUAUCAUCCUACACGCCGUUUAUGGGCUAUCGGCUACGCGUUAUGCCCCGACAUUCGAUGAGCUCUCUUGUGCCGUUGAUCAGCUCGAGGUUUACGGUGUUCACCCUAGUACUGAAAUCACGACAGCGUCUGCUUUGCAUUCGACAAUCCUUCUUCACGCUCAUGUCGAUCCGAUGAAGGUUUACCUCCUUGCCGCAAAACACGAUAUCUUUGACUUGGCUGUGUCCAGCUCGUCGCAUCUCCUUUCUUUUUCACUCAACGACAUCACGGACGAUAUUGCAACCAGAAUGGGCCCGAUAUACAUGACACGACUUUUUUCUCUUCAUCGCGGCCGCCUGGUUUCGUUGAAACGGCUCUUGUCAUCGUUACCGCACCUACACCCUCCUUCUCCCAAGUGCAGUCUGAAAAUGCAAAAUACAGUGGCCAGAGCUUGGAAACUUGCAUCAGCCUAUCUACUUUGGCAAGAUCGUUCUGAUCUGUCUUCAAGUUAUAUCGACUCUGUAUUUCGUAGUUUACCGGAGCAUGUUUCUUGCGAGCUAUGCAAGUGGGCGUUUCAGUGCCAUAUCCAAGCAAUGACAGCUGGUUGGCAAAAUGUUAAGUGUACCAUUUGA